This is a messenger RNA of Sorex araneus (European shrew), 3487 nucleotides long. RefSeq names its product phosphorylated CTD interacting factor 1 (gene PCIF1). The transcript has 17 exons. Gene Ontology annotation, molecular function: mRNA (2'-O-methyladenosine-N6-)-methyltransferase activity; RNA polymerase II C-terminal domain binding. Gene Ontology annotation, cellular component: nucleus. The record is from RefSeq and is a predicted model, not a curated record. Bases 1122 to 3245 code for a protein of 707 amino acids. NCBI's taxonomy places the organism in Eukaryota, Metazoa, Chordata, Mammalia, Eulipotyphla, Soricidae.
AGCGGGGACAGUGGGAGACCAGGGCCUGGGCAUCCUGGGGGCGGCCGGAGGGACCACCUGGACGCAGCGGGGACAGUGGGAGCCAGGGCCCGGGCAUCCUGGGGGCGGCCGGAGGGACCACCUGGACGCAGCGGGGACAGUGGGAGCCAGGGCCCGGGCAUCCUGGGGGCGGCUGGAGGGACCACCUAGACGCAGUGGGGACGGUGGGAGGCCAGCCUGCCAGCGAGUCCGGCCUAGCUACGUCAGAAGGCCCCGCAGGGAGCCGGGCCGGCCCCCAGCAGCUGCCAGUCCCCUGCCGGGCGCACCGGGGAGGCCACGGGUCUCCGCACGGCCCCAGGUGCGCGUGGGCGGGGGCUGGGGAGGCCGCGCCGGGUCUCGGUCCCGGAUCCCCGCUGCCUCCGGAGUCCACGUCACCGGGACUCCGCCCCCGGGCCGGCGGCUCAGCCGAGCCCCCGGAGGUUCCCAGCACGCCCGCGCCCCCUGGUGCGCACACUCAGACCCGUCCUGCCGACGCACCGCCCACCCGAGCCCUCCGGCCGCCGCCGUGGCCGGGCUGGCGGGGUAAACUGAGGCAAGGGGCGGGCCUGCGAAGCGGUGUCUUCUCCCCUGACCCACGGCCGUAGGACUCGGAAAAGCUGCCCCCUCCCCUCCUGCCACGACGGGGCCCAGCAGGGAAGGAGGAGAAAGAAGGGGAGGGGGGCCCGAAAGCAAGCAGGGGGUCCCAGGCGCCGGCCAGUCCCGCCACACUCAAGAUGGCGGCGCGGCGGCGGCGAGGUCCCUCAGAGGCGGUACCCGCGCAUGCGCAGCGCGGAGUCCCGGCCCGGGACACAAGAUGGCGGCAGCGGCGCUGGGGAGGGCGAGGCGGAGGCGGCAAAACGGGCAGUCGAACAGAACGUGUAGCCGCGUCCCCUCGAGUCCGCUCCGGGCAGCUGCUGAUGCAAGGAGUCCCCUGGGCCCCUGUCCAGUCUACUGCUGACCAGCCCUCCCGUCUGUGCUGCGCCUUCCCGCAGGCUCCCUUUGGCCUCAGUGGGACCCUGUGACGUGGGGGGUCCAGCCGGCUGGAGAAGAAACCCUCUCAUGCUUGCGUUGCAGACCCCAGAGGGUCCGGUGUGGGUGCUGAGAUGGCCAAUGAGAAUCACGGCAGCCCCCGGGAGGAAGCGUCCCUGCUGACUCAUUCCCCAGGCACCUCCCAUCCGAGCCAGCCCUGUUCUCCAAAGCCCGUCCGCCUGGUGCAGGACCUCCCAGAGGAGCUGGUGCACGCGGGCUGGGAGAAGUGCUGGAGCAGGCGGGAGAACCGUCCCUACUACUUCAACCGGUUCACCAACCAGUCCCUGUGGGAGAUGCCCGUGCUGGGCCAGCACGACGUGAUCUCGGACCCUUUGGGGCUGAAUGCGACCCCAUUACCCCAAGAGUCGAGCUUGGUGGAAACCCCCCCAGCCGAGAACAAGGCCCGCAAGCGGCAGCUCUCAGAAGAGCAGCCAAGCGGAAAUGGUGUGAAGAAGCCCAAGAUCGAAAUGCCCCUGACACCCACAGCCCUGUCAGUGCCCAGCUCCCCCAGCGUCCCAGGGACCCCGACACUGAAGAUCUGGGGGGCGUCUCCUGAAGACAAGCAGCAGGCAGCGCUCCUCCGGCCCACCGAAGUGUACUGGGACCUGGACAUCCAGACCAACGCCGUCAUCAAGCACCGGGGCCCCUCGGAGGCGCUGCCCCCACACCCUGAGGUGGAGCUGCUCCGCUCCCACCUCAUCCUGAAGCUCCGGCAGCACUACCGGGAGCUGUGCCAGCAGCGAGAGGGCAUCGAGCCCCCUCGGGAAUCCUUCAACCGCUGGAUGCUGGAGCGCAAGGUCGUGGACAAGGGCUCCGACCCCCUGCUGCCCAGCGACUGCGAGCCAGUCGUGUCGCCGUCCAUGUUCCGCGAAAUCAUGAAUGACAUUCCCAUCAGGUUGUCCCGAAUCAAGUUCCGGGAGGAAGCCAAGCGGCUGCUCUUCAAGUACGCGGAGGCGGCCAGGAGGCUCAUCGAGUCCAGGAGUGCGUCCCCCGACAGCAGGAAGGUGGUCAAGUGGAACGUGGAGGACACCUUCAGCUGGCUCCGAAAGGACCACUCGGCCUCCAAGGAGGACUACAUGGACCGCCUGGAGCACCUGCGGAGGCAGUGCGGCCCGCAUGUGUCGGCCGCAGCCAAGGACUCCGUGGAGGGCAUCUGCAGCAAGAUCUACCACAUCUCCCUGGAGUACGUCAAGCGGAUCCGAGAGAAGCACUUGGCCAUCCUCAAGGAAAACAACAUCUCAGAGGAGGUGGAGGCCCCCGAGGUGGACCCCCGCCUGGUGUACUGCUACCCGGUCCGGCUGGCUGUGCCCGCACCCCCUAUGCCCAGUGUGGAGAUGCACAUGGAGAAUAACGUGGUCUGCAUCCGGUACAAGGGCGAGAUGGUCAAGGUCAGCCGCAACUACUUCAGCAAGCUGUGGCUCCUUUACCGCUACAGCUGCAUUGACGACUCUGCCUUCGAGAGGUUCCUGCCCCGGGUCUGGUGUCUUCUCCGACGGUACCAGAUGAUGUUCGGCGUGGGCCUCUACGAGGGGACGGGCCUGCAGGGCUCGCUGCCCGUGCACAUCUUUGAGACCCUCCACCGGCUCUUCGGGGUCAGCUUUGAGUGCUUCGCCUCGCCCCUCAACUGCUACUUCCGCCAGUACUGCUCUGCCUUCCCCGACACCGACGGCUACUUCGGCUCCCGAGGGCCCUGCCUGGACUUCUCCCCGCUGAGCGGCUCCUUCGAGGCCAACCCCCCCUUCUGCGAGGAGCUCAUGGACGCCAUGGUGUCCCACUUUGAGAGGCUGCUGGAGAGCUCGCCAGAGCCCCUGUCCUUCAUCGUGUUCAUCCCCGAGUGGCGGGAUCCCCCCACCCUGGCGCUCACCCGCAUGGAGCAGAGCCGCUUCAAACGCCACCAGCUGGUCCUGCCCGCCUUCGAGCACGAGUACCGCAGCGGCUCCCAGCACAUCUGCAAGAAGGAGGAGAUGCUCUACAAGGCGGUGCACAGCACCGUGCUGCUCUUCCUGCAGAACGAGCCGGGCUUCGCCAAGUGGGGGCCCACACCCGAGCGGCUGCAGGAGCUGACCUCCGCCUACCGGCAGUCGGGCCGCAGCCACGGCUCCUCCUCCUCCUCCUCUUCCUCCUCCUCCUCUUCGGAGGCCAAGGACCGGGACUCGGGCCGAGAGCAGGGCCCCAGCCGGGACGCCCACCCCACCUAACACAGCCUGCAGGGAGGAGGAGCCCCGGCGCGCGCUCGGACUGUCGGGACUCGGCCCUCCCCUGGGCUGCCCGCGGCACAGGAAGACGGUGGCUCCGCCUGGGCUCCCCUCCCUGCCCCAGCCUCCGGCCCCCACCUCAGACUCACUCCAAGACCCCUGUACAUAGGCCUGAUGCCUGCCCUCUCCCGCCACCUGUUCCAUUUGUAAAGGAAAAUACAGACGCCCUCCUCCCCGGAACGUGU